CAUAUGACAUCGUGCAUGAAAAUGGCGAGCCCCCCCUUCAAAUCCGCCUCUCCAUUAACGCCCCUCUUCUCUCUCUCUACUUAGCCCUUCUCUCUCUAAAACACCUCCAUCUCUUUAAGUUAACCCCUCCCCCUCCUCUCUCUCUCUCUCUCUCUCUCUCUCUCUCUCUAAAUAUCCUGAUUUCUGGGUAGAGUCAACAAGGUUGGGGAAUGGGGUUCGCUUUGAGUUCACAAGGAGGGGUGGUUUUGGCCGCUGCCAUGGCGUUUUCCGGCACCAUGAUCCUCUUAAAUAGUCACCGGAAAAAGCUUUUCGAUGAAUCUCUGGCUAAUCUCCGGCCUUGCAUCUCCUCUCAGGACAAGAGAAGAGAAGGAGAGAAGAAGAAGCAGAAGAAGAAGAAGAUGAUGAUGAGAAAAAGAGUUCACUUUGCAGAGGAUGUAAUGGAGCCAAAAGGAGAUAGCAAAGAGUUUAGAAGGAAGCACACCAUGGCACCAGCCUUGAGAAUUCAUGAAAAUAAGAGAGAAAUAAAUAAAAAAUCAGCAAUAAAUGAAGUGAGUAACAUGCCAGCCAAUUGGAGAGCACUGUACAGUGGAAUUCUAAGAGAUAGGUCACAAAGAAUGGCAUGGUUGGAAACCAAGGUCAAGAUGAUCUUAAAUAGUGACAGCUACAUCAUAGCCACAAUUAAACAAUUUGGUGAGUUGACAAUAUUGUUACAGGCAAGCAACAACUAUAUUUAUCAUGUGAAAAUAAACUCUAUGAUGAUAUUAUCAUUAACUCUCCACUGCCUAAUUGAAAAUCUCCACCACUCAAAUUUUUUCGACAAGUAUAAAUAAAUUACAUAUUUGGAU
Messenger RNA from Amborella trichopoda, 845 nucleotides. Its product is annotated as cytochrome P450 family protein. The record is from RefSeq and is a predicted model, not a curated record. NCBI's taxonomy places the organism in Eukaryota, Viridiplantae, Streptophyta, Magnoliopsida, Amborellales, Amborellaceae.